AUUUUAAUUUUAUUAUUUAUAUAUAAGGGGUAGAAGUGUCUUUGGCUAUUUAAUAAAAUCUAUUUUGGUAAUUUUCUCACCGAAGUUUUUUUCUAACAAAAACUUUUAAAAAUAUAUUUGGAAGAACUGCCCAUAAAAAUGUUUUUAUAAAAAAUAAAAAAUAAAAUAAAUCCCGCAGCGUAGCGCAUGUAAUUAUCUAGUUACUAUAAGUUGAUGAGGAACAUGAUCUCAUAAAACAACGACAAUUGAAAUAGUUGAUGAGGAAAUGAAAGCCCAUACAAACAUUCUUUUUUUUUUUCAUUUCUAAUUGUUCUGCUUCUUAUAUUUCUAAUACUCAAAAAAUAUUAUGGACCCUUCUUCCUCUUGCUUAUGGGUCAUGGACGGUCGCCUCGCCCAUGUACCUGAGCCGGCCUUGUAUCUAGCACAUUAAAAAUGUUCGUAGAAACUGAUGGAAAAUCUUUCUAACUUUUUUAAAAAUCGUUUAAUAAAAAAACAUUUUGGAAGAAAACUUUCAAAAAGGUUCCAAUAUUUUUUUAAAAAUUAAAUUUAUAAUUUUUUAAAAAAUAUUUAUUUAUUAUAUAUAUAUAAUAUAUAUAUAUAUAUUGUCAUUUACCUUUUUAAUUAAAUAUAUUUUGAUCAAAUUAAUUUUUAAAAGCUAUUUUGAUUAUAAAAAGAUUUAGUACUAUUCUAUGAUAUUUCUCUAAUUUUUUUAUUAGACAAUCCAAAAAAAAUAUGAGAAAAAGACCAAAAUAGCACUAAAUCAAGUUUUUGUUCCCAAACUAGCACUCAAGGCCAAAAGUCACAAAAAUAGCACUUAAGGGGUGGGGUUUAGGGUUUAGAGUUUAGGGUUUAGGAUUUAGAGUUUAGGUUUUAGGAUUUAGAGUUGAGAAGUGAGGUUUUGGGGAUAAGAUUUCAAAUUUUGAAAAAUAAAAAAAUUUAAAUUUUUCAAAAGAUAAAAUGCUAUUUUGGUCAUUUUAGUUUUUGAGUGUUAUUUUUGUGAUAUAAACUUAGAAAGGUGCUAUUUUGGAGAUUUGCCCAAAAUAUAUUGUUAAAUUAAUUCCUUGCUUAUAAAAAACGAGUUGACAAAAAGACAAAAAAACAGUAAAUUGUGGAAACGUACGAAGACUUGUUAUUGCAUGAGACUGGGUAAGCUUCGACAAGAGCAGUUUCCGAGAGACGAGAGAUUUGAAAUGUCGAAGAUAGCUUUAGGGAACGAAUCACUUGUCGGGUCUUUGACUCCAUCCAACAAAAAAUCUUACAAACUGACCAACAGGAUUCAAGAAGGGAAGAUACCUUUGUACUCUGUUGUUUUUAACUCCAUCGAUGCUCGUUUCUUCAAUUGUUUCGUCUCCGCUGGUGGCAAUGGGAUUAAUUUGUACAAUUGUCUUGAAGAUGGUGGCAUUUCUUCAUUGCACUCCUACACUGAUGAAGAUAAGGAGGAGUCAUUUUACACUGUAAGCUGGGCGUGUGGCGUUGAAGGGAACCCAUUUGUUGCGGCUGGGGGAGUGAAAGGCAUAAUCCGAGUCCUUAACGUCAAUGAUAAAAUUAUUCAUAAGACCCUUGUGGGCCACGGGGAUUCAGUGAAUGAAAUUAAGACACACCAUAUGAAACCUCAACUUGUGCUUUCUACUAGCAAGGAUGAAUCUGUUCGACUGUGGAAUGUUGAAACUGGGAUUUGUAUUCUGAUAUUUGCUGGAACUGCAGGUCAUAGAUACGAAGUUGUAAGCGUGGACUUUCAUCCCCAUGAUGAGCACCGUUUUGUUAGUUGUGGUAUGGACACCACUAUUAAGAUAUGGUCAAUGAAAGAGUUUUGGACAUAUGUCGAUAAGUCAUUCACAUGGAAGGAUGAUCCAUCAAAGUUCCCAACAAAAUUUGUACAAUUCCCUGUAUUUACAACUUCAGUUCAUACAAAUUAUGUAGACUGUAACCGUUGGUUUGGUGAUUUUAUUCUUUCAAAGAGUGUGGAGAAUGAGAUACUGUUGUGGGAACCACAACUGAUAGAUAAUUCUCCUGGAGAGGGUACUUCAGAUGUUCUACUUAGAUACCCUAUUCCAAAUUGUAAUCUCUGGUUUAUCAAGUUUUCUUGCGACCUCUCUCUCAAUUAUCUUUCGAUAGGGAAUCAGAAAGGCAAGAUUUAUGUCUGGGAUUUAAAGAGUUGCCCUCCUGUUUUGGUUACAGUGUAAGUUAUCACACAGUCUAUCAAAGUCUGUGAUCAGGCAAACCGCUAUGUCCACUAAUGGAAA
This is a messenger RNA of Brassica rapa (field mustard), 2243 nucleotides long. Its product is annotated as polycomb group protein FERTILIZATION-INDEPENDENT ENDOSPERM. NCBI's taxonomy places the organism in Eukaryota, Viridiplantae, Streptophyta, Magnoliopsida, Brassicales, Brassicaceae. The record is from RefSeq and is a predicted model, not a curated record. Gene Ontology annotation, molecular function: protein binding.